CUAACAAACCGAUAGCAAGUCAAUAGACAUUGCCUAUGGGUUAAACAAACCUGUCCAUGGAUAUCACAUAGUGUGAAACGACGACAAGGCCACCCCAAAUUAGCGGAUUCCGAAACCCUAAAUCCCCAAAUUUCCACAGAACCACACCGCACUAUUGCUCAUACAUGUGGGAUCCAAGCCACCGCGACGAUGCUUUACAUCUUUUUGAGCAGGCAAUGGAUGAUCUCCGGCAUAUGAGUUCAUACAUUGAUGUAGAAAGCGAGGAGGAGGAGGAAGAAGAAGAAGAAGAAGAAGAUGAAGAGGACGAAGAAGAAGAAGAAGAAGAAGAAGAAGAACAAGGAGAGGAAGAUAAUGGCAACAGCAAUGACGCCGAUCAAGGCGCCAGAAGGACAUUGCGUGAGGUAUUGUACGGUAAUCGUAGCAGCAAUACGAUUGCAGGCACGUCUCGAGAAGCACUGGAUCUUGACACCCAGGCUUCAAGUAAUGACUUGGUAGUAGUGGGCGAAAGCAACGGCGGAGAAGUGGGUUGUAAUCAAUUCAACAAUGGUGGAAACGUCAAUGAUCAUGGGGUAAAUGGCGAGGAGUUGAAUCGGGGGGAAAUUGAUGGACUGAUAUGCCCCAUUUGCUUCGAGCCGUGGUCUUCUGGUUCUGGCAGCGACCACAAUGUCUGUUGUUUGCCGUGCGGGCACAUAUAUGGCUUUUCUUGCAUCAAGAAAUGGUUGAGGCGGCCUCGUUCAAGUAAGUGCCCCCAAUGUAAAAAAGAUUGUGGGGUGAAGGAUAUCCGUCUGCUUUAUGCUACACAAGUUGUUGCCGUUGAUGGUGAGCUUCAAAAGAGAGUGCAAUCACUUGAAGCUAAAUGUGCGACUCUUGAGAAAAAGAAUGCUAACUGGUCUAAGAUGGAAUCUGAAUGGAAGAAGAGAGAAGCUGAUAUCCUCAAGGAAGUUCAAUGUCUCAAGAAGAUGGAAGUAGAAUGGAGGCAGAGAGAAGCUGAUAUGCAGGAGAAAAUGCAACAUCUUAAGGAGAGGACACAUGGUCUGGAGGGUCUUUUAGGAGAUACGGAUCACAGGGUACCAGCAACUGCUCCCACCUAUUUAAAUGGUCAAAUUCAAAGAUGGCCAACCUCGGAUCUUGAUGUAUGCGGCAGGUUUCAAAUGGAAGGAUGUAUGAGUAGAUUUAAAUUGGAGAUGGAAUGUCAUGUAGUGGGUGCUCGCCUCUUUGACAUUGAUUGUUCCAGUCAUUUAUUUAUAACUGCUCGAAGACUUCCAGGCAGGGCGGGACUGCACGUGCUGACCAAAGUUAGCAUGUUUAAUAGCCAUGAAAAGGAUGAUAUUCGUCUCCCUGAGAACAUCAAAGUUGUCAAGGAUCUGAAGAUUUCUCCUCAUAGCAAACAUGUGCUGUUGGCUUCCUUAGGAAAGAAACUAUUGAUAUUCAGCACGGAGAGCAACAAUCCCAUUCUUACUUAUCAGCUUCCGGCUGCUGCCUGGUCAUGUUCAUGGGAUGCUAGCAAUGCACAAUAUGCAUAUGCAGGCUUACAGAAUGGCAUGGUUUUGCAGUUCGACAGACGCUACACCAAGACUCAUGUGGAAUGUUUGACUGGAUUGAGAGAUAGCCCAGUUCAUACAUUGCAUUCUCUUUUGUCUGAUUCAUCUCUAAGCUCUGGCACCGGAUGUGUUCUUUCCGCAUCUUCCAUUGGCUUAUGUCAAUGGAACUUCGGUGGACGUGAAGGAAGGCCAUUUUUGAUUCCAGAAUCAGACAAGCAAGGAGUAUGUAUAUCCGUUGCAUAUUGCCCCUCUACCAAUGAUAUUGUCGCAUCCUAUCGACCUAAAAUCGAGCCAUCAGCCGUGGAGAUCACUCAACCAACACUUGCGCCAUGUGGGCAAGUCACGGUGGGAAGUCAUGUCCUUUACAAAAGAUUAGGUUGCUCGAGAUACCACAAACUAGGAACCACUUUUGCCAAUGUGAGCGACAUCCGAUUCCCAAAAUCGGCAAUAAUUGAUGGAGUAUACCCGAAACCCGUGUUUGUUUCUGGCGAUGAAGCAACAAAUGAACUCACUUUGCAGGAAUUGCCAUCUCUAAAUGCCGUCGAGUGGUUCAAACCUCUAAAGCCUCCCAUUCGCGACGUCAAGUUUGCUCGUCUACCGGGCUCGGGAUUGCUCAGCUGCUUGAGUGAAGACUCCUUGUAUCUAUUGUCAGCCAAGCUUAUGUAGAGGUAAACUAUUUCAAGAUUUCAUAAUUAUCAUAGCAAUAGUGAGAAAUAUAGUUAGAAUGAUCAUAGUGUGGAUAUUCCAUUUAGUUAUCUUCUGUUUUUUAGGGCUAAAUAAAUAGAAAAAAAAAAAAGGCUUAAUUUUAAAAUUUUUGCUAUAUA
Andrographis paniculata is the source of this 2365-nucleotide messenger RNA. RefSeq lists its product as uncharacterized. Gene Ontology annotation, biological process: protein ubiquitination; interstrand cross-link repair. Gene Ontology annotation, molecular function: ubiquitin protein ligase activity; protein binding. The record is from RefSeq and is a predicted model, not a curated record. Bases 165 to 2207 code for a protein of 680 amino acids. The transcript has 14 exons. Gene Ontology annotation, cellular component: nucleus. NCBI's taxonomy places the organism in Eukaryota, Viridiplantae, Streptophyta, Magnoliopsida, Lamiales, Acanthaceae.